Molecule: messenger RNA, 494 nt
Organism: Halteromyces radiatus
Lineage: Eukaryota; Fungi; Mucoromycota; Mucoromycetes; Mucorales; Cunninghamellaceae
Product: DASH complex subunit Dad2-domain-containing protein
Exons: 2
Coding region: 103-411 (102 amino acids)
Biological process (GO): mitotic cell cycle; attachment of spindle microtubules to kinetochore
Cellular component (GO): mitotic spindle midzone; mitotic spindle; mitotic spindle pole body
Source: RefSeq, a predicted model, not a curated record
CUUUCUUUUUCUUUUUUCUUUUUUCUUUUUGACAAUUAAACCAUUUUAUACCCCACUUAUUCAAUCAACAAAGCGAACGUUUUAUCAUUUAAGAAAAAUAAGAUGAAUGAAGAGAUGAACUCACGGCAACGAACAACUCAUACAACGAAACUGGAAACACUACGAGAAAAGAAGGCUGAAUUGGAAGAAUUAACGCGGAUCAAGGAUCUAAGUACACAACUUGUAUCCCACUUUGAAAGUUUGGCGAAGAAUGUACAAGAACUAUCCAAUGGUGCUCGAGGUGUUGCUACCGUGUUAAGUAAUUGGGAUCCAGUGUUUAGGACGAUGGGAUUGAUGAAUACUGAAACUAGACCAAAUCCCAAGAAUCCUACAAUAGUGAACUUACCCAUAGCUUCUGAUCGUUCUCAAUAGAUAUCGAAUUAUUGUGUGUAUAUAUAUCUUUUCUUUUUUUUUUUUUUCUUCAUAGCCGGGAUUUGAAAUCCUGCUACGAGCGA